This is a messenger RNA of Meloidogyne enterolobii, 678 nucleotides long. The record is from the annotation of a GenBank genome assembly. Lineage: Eukaryota; Metazoa; Nematoda; Chromadorea; Rhabditida; Meloidogynidae.
UCGUAAAAGUGGCUGUGUGCUGGCGAAUUGUAAAAUAAAGUGGUUGUUUGCUGAGGAAAUGGAAAAGAAGAAUGCAUAGGAAAAUAAAUAAUUCUCGACUUAGCAGAUCUCAAGUCCUUCCGGGCUUCUUGGUGCCUUCUUAUGAAAAUUCUAAUCGUCCAAUCAACACGUUUAUGCUACAAUCUGCAGACUCAACUGUACUUCUAUUUUCAACCGUUUUAAAUCGAUUUGUAAUGAUUUCAAAAGGCGCUGCGGAUGUUUAACGGAUAAGCUUGGUCAUGGACAGCCAGACGAUUCAAAUCUCGCGGAUUUCGUGGUGACCUGGGGGCAGCUUUGCAGUAAUAUAUUAACAUGAAUGGGAUUUGACAAAAUUCCUAGUUGAAAAAUGCUUAACGGUUGAAUCUCGAUGAAAGAGAAAAAUGUGAGACUAAAUGUAGCCUUUUGGCUGAUUGGUGAAGUAAAAAGUUGAGAUUUUGUGUUGAGACGAAGCGUCCUCGUCGAAGGAUCUGAAUUUUAUGCCAAUUCAUUGCUGAAUUGGCAAGAACAGCAAUCGGUCGGUUCGAUGCACACUUUUAAGUGUUUCGUAAAGCUAGCAAGUGACCCGAGAUUGGUUGUGAGACCAAAUCUGUCUCGCCUCGUGGUCGUUCUGGCGCCGACGGUGCUCGAGUAUAUUAUCGU